Molecule: messenger RNA, 914 nt
Organism: Linepithema humile (Argentine ant)
Lineage: Eukaryota; Metazoa; Arthropoda; Insecta; Hymenoptera; Formicidae
Product: THAP domain-containing protein 1-like
Molecular function (GO): sequence-specific DNA binding
Source: RefSeq, a predicted model, not a curated record
GCAGACAGAAACAGGAGACAGACAUAUGUCCGCUCUCUACGUAGCUUAUGGUGCGGUGUUUCCUCCCUCGUGCUACUUGCUACUUACGUCUUAAAUCUGGCGUCACCGCCCUUGGUUUUACACAAACGCAAUAAGAUAUAAGACUAUAUCUUAUUUUUUCAGGUUUUUAAAUUUCCAUUUUGUCUUCAGUGAUUUAAAAUGGUGAGAUUUUGUUGCGUUGAAGGCUGCAAAACAACGUGGCGACCAGAUAUUGACCUAUCGUUUUUCAGUUUUCCAUUGAAAAAUGAAGACUUGUUGAAAAAGUGGUUGCAGGUUAUACCAACAAAUAACCGAAUUACUAAACACUCUCGAAUAUGUAGUAACCACUUUGAAGAAUCCCAGUACGAUUGUGUUUCCGGUAAGCGAUACUUGAAAAAGGAGGCAAUUCCCAAUAGAUUUCCACGUGAUACAAUCGAGAAUAAGGAAACAAGCAUGAACGAUGAAAUUCCAGUACAGGAAUGUCAACAUGAUACAUCAGAAGAUGUGAAUAUCGAUCAUUGUAACGACUUUGUUGAUUAUAAUACCCAGCCAUCGAAAAUGUUCUUAUCAAUUGUACCUUUGUCAUCAUUGCCAACUCCAAUUGAUGAGGCAACACAAAGCACUCCUCAGACUCAGAAUGUGGCUACACAAAUGUCACCAAGACGAUUGGCGCCAUCCGAAGCUGAAGAGAAAUUACGUCGCCAAGUUAAAAUUCUUCAAAAGAAAUUGCAUCGCAGAGAACGAAGAAUAUUAAGUAUUCGCCAAUUGCUAAAACACUUGAAGACUAAAAGUGUUGAGAAAAGCUCAUACCACCUCGAUCAUUUAUAUGCAAAAAAGAAUGUUUAAAAUUUUUAUGUAUAUAAAAAUUAUCCUCAGAAUGUAAAAUUCUUGCAUAU